CCUACAUUCCACCACCCACCGCCCCGCGGCAAGAUGGCAGGAUCUCGGGCCAAUCUGGCUGUAACAAAAGAUGGCGAAACCUACAACAAGCUGCAGCGACCGGACAACUUUCUCGAGAAAUCUGCAGUCUUGACCCAGGCAAACGAGCGCAAGCGCGAGCGGGCAGCUGUUGACGGACCUAUCGCGGGCCCAGCCUCCGGUAACAAGCGUGCAAAAACACACCAUACGGACUCGACGGUCAACAUCCUACAGUCCUCCUCCGACAAGCACCAGCACCGUAGUGCCGGGCCAGUUUCAGAGUGUGGCAUGCGCAUGACUCUGCCAAUUGAUGAAGACCAGCACUCGGAUGACUCUUUGGGAGAAGCGCUCGCAUAUCUCCGUAGCGUACGGUCAGAAGCAUCGGCAAUCCCACAUCUACUCGUAGCCUCGAGAACACACGACGAAAACGCAAACAGCAAGUUUCUGCAGACCCCUACUGCUUCUACCAGGCAACGUGCCUUCUAUCAAGAUGGCGCCUGGAUAUCUGUCGAAGAAGGCUACGAAGCAACGUACAACGAUGAUUACGAGCACGACGAUUCGGAUCCGCAGGAGUUAUACCACAAGCAGCUCAUCAAGCGGUUCGAAACCCUCCGCAGCACGCUGAGUGGAUACGGAGCUCGCAGGCUAGCUGAUAAUCCGGACGUUAAGGCGAAUGAGUCAUUGUCUGUAAAACCGCCAUCAAAUCGACACGAAUGGCUGUAUAUACUCGAUCGGGAGUAUCCAACACGGACUCAGAUAUCUCAACUAAACGAGAACAACAUUAGGCGAGGUCUCGAGUAUUGCGUUUAUGCGAUGGAUCGAUUCGACACGAUCUCUAGCCAAAAGAGCUGCUGGAUCUGGGCCUUGCUAGCACUGUCUAGUGACGUUGGGACGCUGGAUUCCCAGAAGAUGAGUCAUAUCAGAGAUCUCGGGAACAAAGCCGGUGAAUUGAGCGCCAAUCUGCAUUCCGAUCUCAAACGUCAGAACAGAGGAGCUGAGGAUGACUUGCUCCGUACAGAUCCAGCAGCUGGUGGGCAAGAUGACGAGGCCGAAGCCGAUGAAACGACCUUUUGCGAUGCCAGCGAAGAUGACCACAGUUCGGAAACGGGGUAUGUACAUUCUGGUGUCAACGAGCACCUGGACUCAACAAGUGAGAUCACGCUCAACAAGUCUCGUUCAGGAACUCGAAAUGACGUGCAGCAUCAAGCCAUAAGCCUAGGAACGUCGGAUAUCCCAACCAGCCUUGAUGGAAGUACUAAUACUGACACGAACGACGAUAUUCUCGAGCGUGCACGUGCGCGUUUGCUUGCGCAGCUCGGCGAUAACCUGGUGCAAGCUGGCAUACCAGCGUCAGCGCUCAACACAGAUGAAACACGCCCACAUCAUAGUGAACAACUAGAUCAAGGCUCAGACGAUCCAUCACAUAAGAUUACCAUCCGCACAAUACCGGCUCGUGCGGAAGCUGAGAGGCAGCGGCAGAUGAUGCGGACCCAGGACUCAGCUAUGGCAAGUCUGAGAGGAGCAGAUCCUCCGCACAGUAAGCCUUCUGCUGCCAUACAUUCUGUUGUCGAGGAUCACAGCUCGUGUUUGGUCGACUUAAACACGAGGGUAACGAUUGACAUGAUCUUGACUGUGGUUGCGGAGUGUUAUGGGCAAAGAGAUUUGCUAAGAUUCCGGAAGCCGUGGUAGGUAUCCACAAAAGGUGGCAUCUUUCAUCUUGUUCGUAUGAUUUCCUCGAUGAAUUUCGCAUCCUAGAUAC
This is a messenger RNA of Macroventuria anomochaeta, 1777 nucleotides long. RefSeq lists its product as uncharacterized. Gene Ontology annotation, cellular component: nucleus; SMN complex. Gene Ontology annotation, biological process: spliceosomal snRNP assembly. Bases 34 to 1707 code for a protein of 557 amino acids. The transcript is spliced from 2 exons. Lineage: Eukaryota; Fungi; Ascomycota; Dothideomycetes; Pleosporales; Didymellaceae. The record is from RefSeq and is a predicted model, not a curated record.